AUGUCCACAGUUGUGAAACCUGAGAGCAAUCCAACGCCAUUGAACACAUCCGACACACCGAAGCCCAAGGGACUGGCAUUCUGGCUGGUCAUUUUUUCGCUGUGCUUGAUAGCUUUCACCUCGUCGCUUGAUGGGUCAAUCAUCGCAAUAGCCCUCCCGGAGAUAUCCACGGCGCUCUCUUCAGACGACAAAUACAUCGGUAUCGCGAAUUGCUUCGUUCUCGCGCAAACCGUUGUGCAGCCUGCUUUCGCGCAGUUUUGCGACGUUUUCGGUCGACGGUGGCCAAUGAUCACCGCAGUGGUGAUCUUUGCGGUGGGUAGCGGCAUUGCUGGCGGAGCAAACGAUACAACGACUAUGAUAGCGGGGCGUACAAUCCAAGGGCUUGGGUCCGGUGGUAUCAUGCUGAUGGUGGAAUUGAUUGUUUGUGAUCUGGUGCCGUUGAAAGAGCGAGGGACUUACCUCGGUGUCGUACUGUCCGUCGCAGCCCUUGGGGCUAUUGCCGGCCCUAUCGUCGGCGGUGCACUGGCGGAGAAAGAUUGGAGAUGGUGUUUCUUCAUCAACCUGCCCAUCUGUGCGUUAGUCCUCCCCAUACUCGUUGUCUUCCUUCGUAUCCGCCAUCAUAAAAUCUCCUGGUCCCAACUUCUCACUCGCAUUGACUGGACUGGAAACGUGAUCUUCAUCGGAUCCAUUUGCGCACUUCUUCUAGGCUUAGUCUACGGUGGUACCAUUUACCCAUGGUCAUCGUGGCGUAUCAUAACACCUCUCGUUCUCGGGACGAUGGGUUGGGUUGGUUUCCAUUUUUACGAGACCAAAUGCCAAAACCCUUGCGUACCACCACGCGUAUUCGCCAAUCGUACCUCUUCCGCAGCAUUCUACAUGAUAUUUGUUACCUCAAUGGCAUUGCAGUGGGUGUGCUUUUUCUGGCCAGUGUACUUCAUGGCGGUUCGAGGUACCUCACUCAUGGGCACGGGCGUCAACUUCAUGCCCUUCAUGUUCCUCCUGAUUCCAGGAUCAGCAGUCGCUGGUAUUAUAUUGUCAAAAACCGGACACUAUCGCAGGCUCCAUCUCAUUGGGUUCGUGCUUAGUACGAUAGGACCAGGACUCAAUACGCUAUUGACGGCCGACACGCAUGCUGGAAUAUGGGCAACCUUUCAGAUCAUCGACGCGGUUGGAAGAGCUAUGAUUCUUCCAACAACACUCCCUGCUGCACUUGCCGCCCUCACGGAAGAAGACGUUGCAGCAGCUACAGGCGUAUAUUCUUUUCUACGUAGCUUUGGUUACGUCUGGGGGGUCACUAUCCCUGGUAUUAUCUUCAAUAACUAUUUUGACCGUAACAGGUUUAAAAUAUCGGAUCCCACCGUCCGAGAGGCUCUAAAAGGAGGAAGUGCAUACCAGUUCGCUACAGGCCCCUUCAUUCACUCGUUACCUAUAGUCACACGAACUCAAGUUUUCACGGUAUACCUAAGUGCGCUGAAGGCGGUUUGGUUCGCUGCUAUGGCAUUCGGAGCUUCUGGCUUUAUUGCAGUGGCACUUGAGAAACAUGUUCCGCUCCGAACGAGUCUUGACACACAGUACGGGCUUGAUGCGGAAGGGAAGAGGCAAGAUAUGGAAGUUGUCAAUGAGCGGACCGAGAAAGAGAGAGAAUAA
Messenger RNA from Cucurbitaria berberidis CBS 394.84, 1647 nucleotides. Its product is annotated as major facilitator superfamily MFS_1. Lineage: Eukaryota; Fungi; Ascomycota; Dothideomycetes; Pleosporales; Cucurbitariaceae. The transcript has a single exon. Bases 1 to 1647 code for a protein of 548 amino acids. Gene Ontology annotation, molecular function: transmembrane transporter activity. Gene Ontology annotation, biological process: transmembrane transport. The record is from RefSeq and is a predicted model, not a curated record.